CCUGCGACGUCACGUCCGCCCCCUGAACUUCCUUAGGAAACCCCGUGGCCGUGCUCUGGUCUCUUUUUCACCCGGCAGGCCAAGAUGGCGGAUAUUCAGACAGAGAGGGCUUAUCAGAAGCAGCCAACUAUCUUCCAGAACAAGAAGCGUGUGCUUCUUGGGGAGAGCAGCAAAGAGAAGCUCCCUCGAUACUACAGAAGCGUUGGUUUGGGAUUCAAGACCCCCAGAGAGGCAACUGAGGGCACAUACAUUGACAAGAAAUGUCCGUUCACCGGUAACGUGUCCAUCCGUGGUCGCAUUCUUUCAGGUGUGGUCACAAAGAUGAAGAUGCAGCGCACCAUUGUUAUCCGCCGGGACUACUUGCACUACAUCCGCAAGUACAACCGUUUCGAAAAACGCCAUAAGAACAUGUCUGUGCAUCUGUCCCCUUGCUUCAGGGAUGUUCAGAUUGGGGAUAUUGUCACCGUUGGAGAGUGUCGUCCUCUAAGCAAAACUGUCCGAUUCAAUGUCCUGAAAGUAACAAAAGCUGCAGGAACCAAGAAACAGUUCCAGAAGUUUUAAUUGUAAAGCAGAUGUUAAUUCGGGUCAAAUAAAACUUUGUAAAAACCUCA
Molecule: messenger RNA, 611 nt
Organism: Nanorana parkeri
Lineage: Eukaryota; Metazoa; Chordata; Amphibia; Anura; Dicroglossidae
Gene: RPS11
Product: ribosomal protein S11
Exons: 5
Coding region: 85-561 (158 amino acids)
Biological process (GO): translation
Cellular component (GO): ribosome; cytosolic small ribosomal subunit
Molecular function (GO): structural constituent of ribosome
Source: RefSeq, a predicted model, not a curated record